Podarcis muralis (Common wall lizard) is the source of this 5250-nucleotide messenger RNA. It is a transcript of the gene ARRDC4, whose product is annotated as arrestin domain containing 4. NCBI's taxonomy places the organism in Eukaryota, Metazoa, Chordata, Lepidosauria, Squamata, Lacertidae. Gene Ontology annotation, cellular component: plasma membrane; cytoplasm. Gene Ontology annotation, molecular function: ubiquitin-like ligase-substrate adaptor activity. Gene Ontology annotation, biological process: protein transport. The record is from RefSeq and is a predicted model, not a curated record.
CGUUCCUUCCUCGUCUGCCUUCCCCCUCAGAGGGUUGAGGCGCCGGCGCCGGCGGUGUCCGUCGUCGUCGUCGUCCGGGCAGGGGGGCCUGAGGCGCGUCAUGGCGGCCGAGGAGUCGUCGUCGUCGUCUGUGGUGAAGGCGCAGCUGGCCUUGUCUCUGUCGGAAGCGGCGGCGGGCGGCUACAGCGGCGGCGAGACCGUGUCCGGGCGGGUGGUGCUGGAGGCGGCGGCGCCGCUUCCCCUCCGCGCCCUCCGCCUCGAGGCCACCGGGCGCGCCAGAGCCGCUUGGGGCGAGGGAGCCGCCGCUGUGGCCGCCGCCGCCGCUUCUCCCUCAGCGGCAGCAGGAGGGGGCCCGGGGGCCCGGCUGGAGGCGGAGGUGCCCUACUUGGACGUCCGGCAGCACCUGCUCGGGCAGGACCCGCCCCCGGCAGGUGAUGAGGGCUUAAUCCUGUUAGAAGCCGGAAAACAUGAAUACCCUUUCAGCUUUCAACUCCCCCAGCAACCUUUAGCAACCUCUUUCACGGGCAAAUAUGGCAACAUCCAGUACUGUGUGAAAGCAACCCUGGAAAGGCCAAUGGUCCCUGAUCAAACUGUGAAGAGAGAGUUCCAGGUUAUCAGCCACAUAGAUGUCAAUUCACCCGUUCUACUGAGCCCUGUAAGACGAAGCCAGGAAAAGAUGAUUGGAUGCUGGUUUUUCACUUCUGGCCCAGUUUCCCUCAGUGCCAAAAUAGAGAGGAAAGGCUAUUGUAAUGGUGAAGCAAUACCAAUUUAUGCAGAAAUUGAGAAUUGUUCCUCUCGCUUAAUUGUUCCAAAAGCUGCUAUUUUCCAAACACAGACUUAUCUGGCUAGUGGGAAAACGAAAACUUUUCGGCAGAUGGUCGCCAAUGUGCGAGGAAACCAUGUUGCUUCUGGGAGCACGGAUACCUGGAAUGGGAAAACUUUGAAAAUUCCACCUGUCACCCCUUCUAUCCUUGACUGCUGUAUUAUCAGAGUUGAAUAUUCCUUAGCUGUGUACAUUCAUAUUCCUGGUGCUAAAAAGUUGAUGCUUGAGCUGCCUCUAGUGAUUGGCACAAUUCCAUGUACUGCAUUUUCCAGCAGAAACUCCAGCCUUGCCAGCCAGUUCAGCAUGGAUAUGAGCUGGUUGGCACUAUCAAUGCCAGAACAUCCAGAAGCACCGCCCAAUUAUGCCGAUAUCGUGUCAGAGGAGGAGUUCUCAAGGCAUGUUACUGCUUAUCCACAACUACUUGACUGCAAUGAAGAACUAUGCUGCCCUAUGUUGGCCUACAUUCAGGAGUUCCGGUUUCAGCCCCCACCUCUCUAUUCAGAGAUUGACCCACAUCCUACUGAGGUGGAAGACAGACAGCCAGUUUCAAUAAUGGCUUAAGGAUGAUUGAGAAAGCUGCAUCUUGAUCAGAUGGAAUAUCUUGAUUUUGUUUUCUACAGCCUAAAAGUUUUUUUAAAGCAAUUUAUUGCUUAAAGUUAUCAAGGCAACUGAAACAUUAAGAUGGACUAUGCCUUGCCUCUUUGAGGAGAGGCAAGAGAUGGAAGAAAGUCGUGUAGUUUAGUUGGCAAAGAAGAAACCAUGAGGUCAGAUUACCAGGAAAGGCCCCUAUCUUACCUGGAGCAACUGAAAAAUAACUAAGAAGAGAGAAAAUUUAGAAACUGGUGCAUAUAGUGCAAAAAUCAUGCUGAGGAUAUUUUCAAGAGCAGCCAAACCACAUUACAAAAAGGCUGCACUGAGGAGAUAUAGUAGUUUUAUCUGCAUGACUAAAUUAUCCUGAGAAGGGACAUAAAAACAAGAGUAAGUUUCUAAAAAGCACUCCUUUAGUUUACAAGGGCUUCUGCUUGAUAAUUUCAGUACCCAAGCAAGAAAAUCUGAGGUCCUGACUGUACUCAGCAUCAAAAAUAAGAAUGUAUUAAUUUAAAGAAAGAAAGAAAUGUCAGAUGGACACCUAUCAAGUAGUGGUCUUAAAAUGCAUAUUGCUUUAUAGGGAAUAUUAAUAUAUAGCAAGAGUUAUGAAGGUGCCAGCUCUUUUUAAUUAUGAAUGGCAGACAUUUAUUUCAGUGAUGAAGCUGGAGUUUUGUUGCUGCACUUCAAGUUUUUGUUUUGUUUUGUUAAGGGAAAUACAGUUAAGUUUUCUACAACUCUCCAGAACUGUUUCCCCCCCCCUGCAUCUUUACCAAUGGGACAAAAUCUGGCAAGGGCAGCCAAAUACUACACCAGUCCUUAAAUUCAGCAACUUGAGCCACUGCCACUAGAGCAAUUAUAGGUAGGAUGCUUUAGAACUCUGCAGGAGUGUCUAUAAAGAAUGAAGAAAGGAGUAGCUAUGAUUUCCAAUAAUGAAUUACUGUGUUUAAAAGCCUUUUUAAAAAAAUCUACCUCUGUUUUGGAUAUGAGACCUGAGACCAAAAAGCGUAAUUCUGCAGUUGGAUCUGCCCCUGUUAAAUUUCCAGUUUGAUAGUCAUUUCUCUAUGAAUUUUGGGGGUUGGGAGAGAGGUUCUUGGAGAAUCAUUAUUUAGUAGGGCAGUUCUCCUUAAAAGCAACAUGAGAACCUUUAUCCAUGCACGUGUUUAUGUACAGCAAUCUGGCUCACUUAUCAGGGAAUAGUUCUUUGUUUUCUUCAGAAUUGGGCUGUGUCUUUACUAUGGUGCAAUAUAACUUGAGUUGUUCCUCAGGUCAUUUAGAAUAGUGAAUAUUGCUGCUAAGUAUAAAGUCUUAUAUUAGGGGUGCCUCAUAGAUUGAAGGAGAUCCUGUCUAGUAUGUACAUUAUCUUUUUAAGCAGAUAUACUGCAGCUGGCAAGAAACCUAAAUUGUCCAUUAAAUUCUGGAUUUAUUAUGUUUGCAAUGAGUAAAAAGGAAGUAGUUCUAAAGGGGGAAGGAUUUCUUAGCUUUUAUAUGAUAGGGCAUGCACCUGCAUGAUGCCGCUCGCCUUCUCCCUUCAGAUCAAGCCUUUGGUAUAGCCCCCUUGGGCCUAUGCCCAACAGUGCAUAUACAUUUCCCUGUUUCCCGCUACCUUCACUUCUCUUCUUCUCUUCCUGUCUCUUUUAUCAAAUUAUGGAUUGCAACCUGCUUGGGCAGGGACUUGACCUCUUGUACACUGCAAAGCACCAUACCUUAAUGACCCUGUAUGAACAACAAAUAACUUUGAAGCAGUCACCAUCUUAAGGAAAAAAACAGUGCCUCUAAGAUGACUUCUGCAUCUUUAAAAAUAGUUUUUAACAGGUAUAAGAAAAUUAAGCUGCGGCCUGAUUUAAUUGGGGUCACCACUUCUAAACAAUUUACAGUAACAGAAUAAUAAGCAUUGAAGCUUUAAAAGACACACACACACACACACACACACACGUGUGUUAAGGGCCCUGGAAUCUGCAUUACUGACUUCCUCUAAUAUUUGUGUUUUCUUGCUGAGUGGAUAUUUCUACUAGUGAUGGGGUCUGUUAGCAGUUUGUGGGGAGGCCAGAAGUACAUUUUUUGUUAGACUUGUAUUCAUGGAGGCUGAUAGAAUUCAUUUUGAUGGAGGCUUGUCAGGCACAGCUAUUGGGGAGGGGAGAAUUAGGAGAAGGGAGCAAAAAUAAUUGAUUAUGGAAAGAAACGGCAGUGAAACCCUAUAUUCUUAAUAUGAGCACACCAAGAAGAAAAGGCAGUGGAUCCCUCCCAUUAUUGUGGAGUGGAUAAAAGUCUUACUUGCUCAAAGAGCUUCACCAGCCAUUAGUAAGCAGAGUGGAGGCUGGAUUGCAGCCAAAGGUGGCAGAGAUUUCUCCUGACUUGUGUGCAAUGCCUCUUGAGAGUUUAUAUGUGUGUGCUUAUUACUGCCUGUUGCACUGUUGCUUACAAGUUGCCGAACAAGGUGAAAUUUAAACAACAUGAAUGGAGGAAGAGUCCAUGGUGCAAUAUAGGGACUAUUUGCUACGAGUCAGCAAAUGACUAACUAGUCAAAAAAGUGAGGGACUUCUAAAGCCAAACUAUAUUUCACAUGGAGCAGCCAGUUAGUUCUUUAGAGUCUAUCUUUCCCUCCCCUCAGCCAGGUGAAUUUCUUCCUCUUUUCAAGCUUAUCUGAUACUAGCAAAAUGCCAGUGUUUGCAGUGGAUGGAGUGUUUCUGGAAAGGCAACUUUGCAAAUCAUUUGUAGGGGUCUGGUGUGCCCCAGGCGCUUACAUCCUUCUUGUGAGAGUUGAGUUGUCUAGUACUAGAGAUAAAGAUCGUUACAACAUUGUUUGCAGGCAGAGCAGCUGGCAUCCUACCCAACCCAAAAAUAUCAACAAGUAGUUUGCAUUGUGAGAGGAAGUAAGGGGAAUGGACUUUAGGGUCGCUUAGCCUGUGCUAUGAUGUUCCCAACCACUUGGUGUGAAACCUGCUGGGUUCUAUUGCUUGGGCACAUUAGAGUAACAGUUUGGCAAAACUGACUUCUAGACGUAUUUAUUCAUUAAUUAUCUGAAGUGAGGAGCUAGAAAUGCCUAAUGUUUUAUGCUUGUUCAGAUGAGAUGAGAAUGUGACACUUUGCCCGUUUGCUGUGUUUAUGUAUCAGAAAGAAAAAGAAGCUUGAACCAAAAUUGCAUUGCAACUUAUUCUUAAAAAAAAAUACACUUGUCUUAAAAUCCAAUCCUGCAUGGUAUCCCAGAUGCCUUUUUUAUGGGAUGCCUGUUUUUAAAAAAUGCAGGAUUUCAUCUGAUGAGAACUAAAUUAAGUCUCUUAACUCCUAUUUAUUACUUGAAUAGCAAUACCAUGGCUGUAUAGCAUGCGUGUCUUGGGAGGACUAAAACAAUGGUUAUUAGGUGCUUGCAACGACUUGACUGUAAUACCAAUAAGAGCUGGCUGUUAGUAUCAUUCUUGUCAUACAGCAGAAGAGCAUCUAUCAGUACAAAGAAUGACAAUGCUGCUCUUUUGUUUUCAAUCUUGGGAUCACUCCUGGGUUACUUGCAAAUAAACUGUAACUGUAACUGUGGCCUUAAGUAGUAUGUGAGCGGGGGCGGGGGAGUCUUCAGAAGCAUGCUGUAUCUUUAUAAGGCUCUGGUUUGAAACUGAAAAAGCAAAGCUCUGCCUCCUGUACUUAAGGCAGAAUUUGCUCCUUAAUAAUGUAUGUUGCAUAAUGAUGAAUUCAAUAAUGCAGGGGUUUGUGUUUUUGUGUUUUCUCAGCUACUGUAAAACCAGGUUAAAAGCCAAGCAAAAAAAAAAAAUCACCCUGAAAAAUGAUUGUACUUUAUAUUAAAGUUUGAACCCUAUGGGUUCGGUUUCUUAAUAAAAGCACAAAAAGCA